Molecule: messenger RNA, 2517 nt
Organism: Darwinula stevensoni
Lineage: Eukaryota; Metazoa; Arthropoda; Ostracoda; Podocopida; Darwinulidae
Source: the annotation of a GenBank genome assembly
AUGUGGACAAUAGAGAGCGAGUUCAGGGAAUCUGUUGACGGGGAGAGUACUGUUGAGAUGUGUCAGCUGGGCCGCAGCAGAUGGUUGAUGGACUCCUCAGCAUUCGAAUUUGACGACAUUGGUCCCGGGCGUAUUGUAGUUGACGUCUUCGGCAUUGGGGUCCGCCUCGUGAAGGAGGCGAUGGAGGACUACGCCUGCUCCGCCUUCGCCCAAGUGGCAGGCGUGGUGCAGCGCGGCCCCAUCGACCGCUGUGAAAUUGAAGAAUCCAUCGGAGGAAGGCGCUGGCAGACUUCUCUUCCGCCUUCGUGGUGGAAGCUGGCAUUUCUUCGGCAGCUCCUCCUGCUUUUCUUAGAACCCAACGAGAACGUCCCCGCCGACAACGCCGUCUCCGUGAGCAUCCCGGACCGCGACGAGCGCCCCAAGCACCACCCGAUCAACCUCAAGUCCGCAUGGGAGGACAUCUUCGUGGGCAGCCUCGAGAUCCGAUUCCUGAUGGAGCUGGGAGCGAAGGAAAUGGCGGCGAAGCACGCCGAGGGACUCCACCCUGACACGAGAGAGAAAACGAGCAGGAAAACACUCUUGUUUCUUGCUGCCUCUCGGAACGACCUCGCGAAGGUCCAGAUGUUGCUCGAGAAGGGAGCGGACGUGAAUGCGACCAACUCCAUUGGGAACAGGCCCCUUCACGCGGCGACUUCAGCGGGACACGCCGCCUGCAUGAGAGUUCUCAUCCAGGCCGGCGCCAACGUCAACGCAGAAAAUAAGGAUUAUGAAAGACCACUCCAUGCGGCAUCUACCUUGGCCACGUCCGAGCCGGUGAAGAUCCUCUUGGACGCGGGGGCCGACGUCGAUGCCAUCAACAAAAGGAGGGAAACCGCUCUUCACGCGGCGGCUGCUGUCAAACGACCAUGUCUAUUGAUAGUCAAAGUACGUACACAUCGCCAAAUCCUCCACAGCAGAACUGGCUCGAGUCGGAAGGCCACACAGUGCUCACGAGAGUUGAAACAAAUUGGAAGAACAAUUAAUUUCAUAACACCUUCAAAAUACUUUGAAGAAAAUUUAUCAAUAUCCAAAUGUGUGAACUUUUUUCUUAAGGAAUUGCUACGGUGGGGAAUCGGAGUGGACGAUCGGGACAUCCGGGGUCAGACGGCGCUGCACCUCGCCUGCAGAUCGGGCGACGGAGGCUCUGGUAUCGUCAUCCACCUCCUUCGGAGCGGCGCGGACCCCAAUGCAGAAGACGUCGACUUCAAUACGCCAGUCGUCCUCGCGGCCAAUUCCCGGGCGGAGGAGUCCGUUCGGUACCUGCGUCGCUUCGGAGCCCGGUUGACCCACCUCGACGCCACUCUCACCCUCGCAAGGCAAUUCCCUCGUUUCCAGAAUGCGAAGUGGAAGAAAUUCAGACGAUACUUCUACUUUAAUUUUUUUUUCUAUAUGGUUUAUGCCGUGACUCUGACGACUGCGGCCGUCAUGAAAUCCUAUUACGAGCGAUUCCGAGAAUAUCUGGAAUGCAUCGAAGAGCUCGGAGACCUGGAGGAGUGCGAGGAAGAGAUUCCGAACGAAAAAAAACUGAAACCAGUCACAAACGGAUUAUUGGUAGCUGUGGCCAUAUUUGCAGCCAUCAUCAUCCUGCGGGAGGUUAUUCAGAUGAUCGCACGAAAGUGGGAGUAUUUCACUGAACUGGAGAACCUGCUCGAGCUCUUGCUUAUUGCGCUGGACGUGCUGCUGAUCAUCAACAAGGUGGGGAGCCACUUCAUCGACAGGGACGUGGGCGAGCACAUCAAUGCUAUCACGGUCCUCUUGGUCUGGCUGGAGGUGACCAUCCUCAUCGGGAAGUUACCGGGGCUGAACCUGUGCAUCGCGAUGCUGAUGAGGGUGUCGAAGGCGUUUUUAGUCCUAUUGCCGACCUUGAUCUGCCUCGUGGUUGGUUUCGGGCUGAGUUUUCAUAUACUGUUUCCUGGGACGUUUCCGGACGUGCCGACGUCCGUAUACCAAGCGGCCGUCAUGAUGUCCGGAGAGCUGCAGUUUUACUCUGUCUUUUUCGAGUCCGAUCGACUCGUGAAAUGGUCGGAGCACAUAAUAUUUCUCCUCUUCGUGGUCCUCAUGAGCAUUGUCAUGAUGAACCUCAUGACCUCGCUCGCCGUGAGCGCCAUCCAGGAUAUGAGCACAACGGCCGAGAUCGCAAGAUUGAGUCAACAGGUCCACGUCCUGUACCACAUGGAAAAAGUUCUCAAGUGCGACUGCGUGCUUUACAGAUCCUUCGCCCGCACAUGGGACCUCGACGUCGUAUACUCCGGUCUGCUCCAAGAGAAAAAGCGGGAUCUCCCCACCCGCACCGCCGACCAGAUCCAGGAAAUCCUCACUCAAGUGGCCAAGCAAGACGGGAAGCGCCAGGAGGAAACAGAGAACUGCCGCGAGGAGGAGGACGAAGAGGCGAGACGACGCCGGCACCAUGCGAAAACGAAAGAGACACUCACCUCCAUCGAGAACCAGAUCCAGCAAAUGUUGCAUCACUUCAGUUAG